This is a messenger RNA of Columba livia (rock pigeon), 3526 nucleotides long. RefSeq names its product Yip1 domain family member 7 (gene YIPF7). The coding region runs from base 122 to 895 and encodes 257 amino acids. Gene Ontology annotation, biological process: vesicle fusion with Golgi apparatus; endoplasmic reticulum to Golgi vesicle-mediated transport. NCBI's taxonomy places the organism in Eukaryota, Metazoa, Chordata, Aves, Columbiformes, Columbidae. Gene Ontology annotation, cellular component: trans-Golgi network. The transcript is spliced from 6 exons. The record is from RefSeq and is a predicted model, not a curated record.
AUCAAAUUUAGAAUCUUAUAAAUAGCACUAAGCUCAUCUCUGCUGAAGCAAGAGGAUAUUUUAGGUGUUCUCCAACAUGUAAACUCAACAGACUGGAGUUUUCAUAAAAUAUCUUAAAAAAAUGACAAAUUUUGAGCAGUUUCACAUCGACUUUUACCAGUCCAAUUAUACCAUAGAUGACCAGGAAGAAGGUUACAACAGUUACGGGUCUAAUGAAAACCUCUGUGGAAGCAGAAAGAGCCAAACAGAAGAGCAGCCUCCAGCCACUGCUUUUGCCCCGUCAGAAAUGCUUCUGCCCUCUCGGAGUUACACGGGUCAGAUUUUGCAGCCAGCAUACAGUCCUGACACUCUCUCUUAUCUCAGUUAUGCUGAUGGAUUUGAAGAGGAACCUCCUUUGCUAGAAGAACUUGGGAUCAAUUUUGAGCAUAUAUGGCAAAAAACGUUAACAGUUCUAAAUCCAAUGAAGCCUGCAGAUGGCAGCAUUAUGAAUGAGACAGACCUCACCGGACCUAUGGUCUUCUGUUUGGCCCUUGGAGCAACAUUGCUGCUGGCAGGAAAAGUUCAUUUCGGCUAUGUGUAUGGCAUGAGCGCCAUUGGGUGCCUUGCCAUGCAUGCCCUGCUGAACCUGAUGAGCGUCCCAGGAGUCUCACAUGGUUGUGUUGCAAGUGUCUUGGGCUAUUGCCUGCUGCCCAUGGUGAUCCUGUCCUCUUCUGCUGUCAUCUUCUCACUACAGGGGAUCCUGGGAACUUCGUUAGCUCUGUUUAUUAUUGGAUGGUGCAGUUUGUCAGCCUCCAAAAUUUUUACCUCUGCAUUGGCUAUGGAAGGACAGCAGCUUCUUAUCGCAUACCCGUGUGCUUUACUUUAUGGACUUUUUGCACUUCUAACUGUAUUCUGAGAUGUAUUUUCAGGUAGACCUAUCACAGCAUGUUUAUGGUUGUUGGACAGGCAUGGAGUUAUUUACUUAUUUUUAGAUUGCCUAGGAUUACAUUAAGUUCCAUUAACAAAAUUAGAUUAUAUGGCUUACCUUUUAUUUGCCUAAUGGCUGAUAAUGCAAUAAAAAAUCAAGCUAACAGGUAGAUGACUGCAAUAAUGGUGUUUUGAUAGUCUUACAGCUUAAAGAAAAACACUUGUAUUGAGAAGGUAGCAAAAGUGAAAAAAAAAGAUAUAAAUGAUCAUUAAAAAUUUAUUUUUUGAUUGUUUAAUAUAUAAUACAUGUACCAGAGAGUAACUGGAAAGCAAUAUUGUAAAUAACAAAUCUAGUAAAUCAAGUGAAAAUAAAUAUGAUUUUGUUUCAAAAAAAGUACUUUGCCAUCUCAUAUGAUUACUAAUUAAUAUUCAGAAUUUAUGUGUGUGUAUUUGUGGGUUUUUUAACAGAAGACUGAGUGGCCCGCAGUUGUGAUGUUGAAGAAUUGUCCAAGAACAGGUUGCUGCAACAGAGGGCAGAAACUAGAAAUGUCAUCUUGGGUUUGUUUGUUGUUGUUUUGUUUAUUUGCUUGUGGUUUUUUCUUUUUUUUUUUUUUUUUAAGAGGUGUUGCUGUCCAAAACACUGUGUACUCUUUGUAAUGUACAGUAGUAUUAGAUUUUAAAAUAGCCACUAAACCACUGCCUGCUGUCACUGCAGAAAAGCACCACACAAAGCAAAGGCAACUCCUAAAAAUGUUUCCUGAAAGGCAGAACUGCGUUUGAGCAAGCAAAAUACAAAUCUCCACAAUUUUAUCUGUCCUCCAAAAAAUCUAUUCACUGCUUUUAGUUUUACAGGAACCUAACAUUUUUAUAAUAGCAAUGAAGCACAGAAUGCACAAGACGAUGUUUCAAAAUAUGAUAUUAGAAGCAUCAAGCCAUCAAGAGGAAAUGGAGAUGUGUGUGCAGUCAUAACAAGAGCAAAAUCCAGUAAGCAGCGGUAGAAAAAAUGAAUGCAGCUGUAGAAAGGGAUAGGGAAAAAGAAAUUGAUGAAAUAAAGCUAAAUGUGAAGGAAAUAAAUGGCAGCAGAUUAUUUCAGUGGUGUUUUAGGAUGUCUUCCUUCUUGAUGAGUGUUUUAAUGAUCUUGAUUAUCUUCCAAUUUAUUCAUUAUUUUGAACUGUUAAGUGAAAUGCCUAGAAAAUAUUUCUCUCUCUAGACACAGGACCAAUGAUUCUGUGAGAGAGGGUCCUGAUACUGCAAACACUUACGCAGAAGCUUAGCAUGGUGAAUGUGCUGAAGAAAAAAUAAAAUUAAUUGUCUUCCUAAUCCUUUUCAAGUCAGAGGUAAAUUAGAUGAUUGGGUUGUCCUCAAGCUAGUGAUUCUGUUUCUGAACUGAAAGAGCCUUUAGUAAAAAUAUUUCCCAUUGCUGACAUAUUUGGUUUUUGAAGAACUCUUGUGCAAACUGUUCUGGAAUUCAUAUUACUGAACUCCCCUUCAGACUAGGGGUCAGGAGAAGUAAAAAAAAAGGUAGUGUGUACUUAGCCAAUUCCUUAAAAAGUCAAACUCAUUUAUGGAAAAAUACUUGGUGCAUGUAUCCAUUUCUUUGUUGCAAGGCUACGAACACAGUCACAGAGAGGCAAAGUUGGAGUCAUGACCCCAGAAUAAACUGUGGCUGUAACCAGGCAGGAUCCAGUUGCAUUUAAGUGGGAAGUGUGUGAAUUUGGAAGAUCAGCAUUUGCAAGCAUGAGAGGUUUGGCCCUGCUGUAUCAGGGAGUAAGUUUUGCACUAAUGAGGCACAGAUAAACAUGUCAAGUGACUCCAGGGUGCAGUUAGAAAAUCAGGCAGUUUGAUUUACCAUGCAACAAUAGCAUUCUUGUGUCUGAAUAGGGAAAGAUUCAUACAGUUGCACGUCUUCUGAAGUUCAGAAAAGAUGGUUUAGAAACAUUUACGUCCAUUUUUGUUCUACACUUCCUGUUAUUAUUCAUACUACCUAAAACAAGUAUAAAAUGGCUUUAUUCUUUAGCACUUUGUAUUCAUUUUCAUCCUGAUCUGCAUAAUACAAAUGGCAGGGGAACCAGUGAAUCAAGCCAUCAAUUUGUCUUUUGAUGUCAUAGACAAGUAAAAUUACUUAUGGGGAAAACGAACAACUUGAAUUUUUGCCACAACAUUUACAAAGCAAAUACUAGUCUACUUACAGUUUUAUGUUUAUUCUCUCAGAAUUUAGAACUUUUUUCUUUUCUUCACUGAGAUGCAUCAUAAUUGUUUUGAAUGCUAACUUCUUAAUUUCAAUAACUUCCCUUGUUUUACUGUUUAGCCAUGCUUGAUUUCCUUUUACCUGUUCCCAAGGGAUUUCCAGCAUAUGAUAUGCUCUGGUGUUGUGCUCCCAGUAUGGUGUCCUUCAGGGGUCUCUAUGAUACCUGUGAGGAUUUAAAUCUCUUAGCCAUCCUUCUUUGUCUUCUUUUAAGAGAGAGUCCUCAUUUUUACAUAGCUCUCCUUUCUGAAGGUCAGCACAGCUGUAGUGAUGCUUUUGGACCUAUUAUUCUGUGUAUUUCCUGAAUCUAAAAAUACUCUGGUCACUAUUAUAAGGAAUUACUUCCUUAAAAAUAAAUACUAUUUUGGUCUAAGA